AUGCGUGGUCUGGAUGAAAAAUACGAGGCAGAGAUAUCCCAGCUCGCUAAGGAGUUGGAUCACUCCAGAGCCCGAGUGAACAAUCUCCAAAAAGCUCAAGAAGAACAGCCUGAAGAAAUCACUCGGAUUUCCAAGGAGCGGGACGAAUACAGCGAAGUUGCCCGAAUACAUGCUCUCGAAGAAAAAGACAAGGCAGAGGUGUCCCAGCUCGCUAAGGAGUUGGAUCACUCCAGAGCACGAGCAAACGAUCUCCAGAAAACUCAAGAAGAACAACUUGAAGAAAUCAUUCGGAUUUCGAAGGAGCUUGAAAGCUUUGAGCGCGACGAAUGCAGCGAAGAGGUUAUCCGAAUGCGUGGUCUGGAUGAAAAAUACGAGGCAGAGAUAUCCCAGCUUGCUAAGGAGCUGGAUCACUCCAGAGCCCGAGUGAACGAUCUCCAGAAAGUUCAAGAAGAACAGCCUGAAGAAAUCACUCUGAUUUCCAAGGAGCGCGACGAAUGCAGCGAAGAGAUUACCCGAAUGCGUGGUCUGGUAGAAGAAUACGAGGAGUUGCAGAGGUGGAAGGAGAAGGCUGAAUCCGAGAUGGCCAAGGAGGAGGAGUACAAAGCCCAAGCAGAAGAAUUGCGUGCAAAAUGUGAUGCGUUGGAGGAAGUUGAGCCGCGCAUGGAAGCGAUGCGGUUGGAGAUCAUGGAGAUGGCCAAGGAAAGAGACACAUGCCAUGCGCGGGCGGAGCAGCUGUGUGCUGCCGACACCGCCCAGAUGGCACGAAUCGCAUCGCUGACGGAGGACCUGAGUGAGUGCCAGGCGGAAGCCGCGGCUCUUCGGAAGGAGCUGCAGCCUGUCGCUCCAGAGUUGGAAGAACUUCGUGAGCAACGACGCCAAGUGGAAGAAGAGCUGCGAAAGGCAGAGAUGCUUUGGUCGAAACUGCCUUCUGAGCAGAAUCUGAGUGAAGUGGGAAGGCUUGGGAAGCUGGGCGACCAGUUGGAGUUCCAAGCAGCGAAUGACAUCUUAGCAUACGCCGCAGUGGAAGUUCUCGCAGCCAAUGAUACGAAUGAAAAAGACCAGGCCUGCAGAAGCCAGAGCUUGCGCCGUCAGGAGGUUGGUGCAGACGAGCAUCCACCAGUCUCCACAAGCAGCUUGGUGUGGAAGCUGGAAGCCAAGCGAGGGCGAGCCGUUAGCGCACCUCCAGAAGCAGAACCCCCUCGGAGUGAUUCCGAUGCUCCUUCAUCUCCAGCGAGACCCAAAAUCGUGCCAGGUGCUCCCAAAGAAAGCCAAGCAUGUCCAGCUGCCUGUGAUACGCAGAACCAGCGGCAGCCAUUGAUGUCGCCUUGCAGGCUUCGGGAGCAGGAUGCUGUGGGGCCACAGCUGGCCUAUUACAAGAGUCUCAGCACAAAUGGUGUUGGUACGUCACAGUCCCUUCGGCUGUGUGCCGAGCUGGAUGCCAACUCCGUUUCAGCCAGUUGGCAGGCCUCGCCAACCAGCCGAAAGUUACUCAGCAGAAGCAGCAGCGGUUCUCGCAGCCCAGGCUCUGUGUCCACCGCGCGCACUGCGGCACUCAAUCCUGUGAUCAGAAGCAGAAGCCACUCCCCUGUGCGAAGACUCGUUACAGGUCGAAAGCCCACUCUUUCUUUGCCUAGCAGACAGGUUCUGGCAACACGCUCCAUGCCCAUGCCAUGUUCGACAACAAGUGUGCAACGAACGCAACCUGCGUUGGCUGAACCAGCGGGCACUGCUACCGCGCGGCCCAUGCCUGCCCCAGAAGCAAAGCCUGUGUUCUCCCAGCAACUGAGCCACUGCCAAUCUGCUUCGAUGGGAAACUUGAGCCACGCCUGGCAGGUACCGAACAUUGCAGCUUCCAUGGGGCCGCCUGCGCCGCUUGGGCCCUCUGCGCCGCUUGGGCCCUCUGCGCCGCUUGGGCCCUCUGCGUUGACAAGAACCAGGAGAUGUGUGGUAGCAACCCGAGGAAACGGGCCGCAAAGCGUGACCUUCGCUUCCUGUCGCUCAUGGUCACCCGUUCGAGUGGAGCCAGACUUGGUUCCCGGCCGCGCGUGGCUGUCGCCAAAUUCCAAGCAGCAGGAUCCUGCAACCUUGGGAUGGCCUCCUCCCAAAGCUGACAGCUGCCAGAUGCUUCUGGAGCCAACCACAGGGCAGGCUUUGAAGGCACGACAGCCAUAUCCCAAAGCUGACGUUGCCGUCGCUGAAGGUGAAGGACUUCAGACUUUGAGGGCAGAGAGAUCUCGUUGCUUUUGUGAGGAUUAUUGCGGCCCAGUUUGCUCUUAG
Messenger RNA from Cladocopium goreaui, 2277 nucleotides. The record is from the annotation of a GenBank genome assembly. Lineage: Eukaryota; Dinophyceae; Suessiales; Symbiodiniaceae.